CAAUUCCGACGCGGAAGGCAGUGGUUGCGCGCGGGGUAUUAGGCGUAGCUUUCCACCUUUAGCCAAGUGGAAAUACUUCGGAUCCCCAGACUGGGCUGAACCAUUUGUCUCAUCUAUCGCUUUUCCAAGAGCAGCCGCCGCCCAUCCCUCUUUGUGUGCCUCGGAAGCAGCUGAGCUGGUGGUGACGACAGUUGGCUUUGGGGCUUAAACUAGGGACUUAACCCAGAGGUUGCAGGCGGUAGGACGCGUCCCCAUCCCGCCACCGGACAGAUAUAAAUUAGUAUUGGCGUGUCUGCCUUAUCGUUAAGGCUGAACAAAAAUACUCGCCCAACCUAGAUGCAGGUCACAAACAUGUCGGACAAAAGUGAAUUAAAGGCUGAGUUGGAACGGAAGAAGCAGCGGUUGGCCCAAAUCAGAGAAGAAAAGAAGAGAAAAGAAGAAGAAAGAAAAAAAAAAGAAACUGAUCAGAAGAAGGAAGCUGUUGCUCCUGUGCAAGAAGAAUCAGAUCUUGAAAAAAAAAGAAGAGAAGCCGAAGCAUUGCUUCAAAGCAUGGGNNAAACUAAGGAAAGUAUAAUUGUUUUUUCUGAAUUCUGGGUCCCUCCUCCUAUGUCUCCAUCCUCAAAAUCUGUGAGCACACCAAGCGAAGCUGGAAGCCAAGACUCUGGAGAUGGUGCUGUGGGAUCUAGGACGCUGCAUUGGGAUACAGAUCCAUCAGUUCUUCAGCUUCACUCAGAUUCCGAUUUGGGACGGGGACCUAUUAAGCUUGGAAUGGCCAAAAUUACACAAGUUGACUUUCCUCCUCGAGAAAUCGUCACAUAUACCAAGGAAACUCAGACUCCAGUGAUGGCCCAACCCAAAGAAGAUGAAGAGGAAGAAGAUGAUGUGGUGACUCCUAAGCCACCUGCUGAGCCUGAAGAAGAGAAAGCUUCUAAAAAAGAUGAAGAAAAUGAUAGUAAAGCUCCCCCUCAUGAGCUGACUGAAGAAGAGAAACAACAAAUCUUACACUCAGAGGAAUUUUUAAGUUUCUUUGAUCAUUCUACAAGAAUUGUAGAAAGAGCUCUUUCUGAGCAAAUUAACAUCUUCUUUGACUACAGUGGGAGAGAUCUGGAAGACAAAGAAGGAGAGAUUCAAGCAGGUGCUAAACUAUCAUUAAAUCGACAAUUUUUUGAUGAACGUUGGUCAAAGCAUCGAGUUGUUAGUUGUUUGGAUUGGUCAUCUCAGUAUCCAGAGUUACUUGUGGCUUCCUAUAAUAAUAAUGAAGAUGCUCCUCACGAACCUGAUGGUGUAGCCCUUGUAUGGAAUAUGAAAUACAAAAAAACGACCCCAGAGUAUGUGUUCCACUGCCAGUCAGCUGUGAUGUCUGCUACGUUUGCAAAAUUUCAUCCGAAUCUUGUUGUUGGUGGUACAUAUUCAGGCCAAAUUGUGCUUGCUGUGACAUCUAUGUCCUUCCCUGUGGGAGAUGUCAACAACUUUGUUGUUGGGAGUGAAGAAGGUUCUGUGUACACAGCAUGCCGCCAUGGCAGCAAAGCUGGAAUCAGUGAGAUGUUUGAGGGACACCAAGGACCAAUCACUGGUAUCCACUGUCAUGCAGCUGUUGGAGCAGUAGACUUCUCACAUCUUUUUGUCACAUCUUCAUUUGACUGGACAGUAAAACUUUGGACAACUAAGAAUAAUAAGCCGCUGUAUUCAUUUGAAGAUAAUUCGGACUAUGUUUAUGAUGUUAUGUGGUCACCCACCCACCCAGCCCUUUUUGCCUGUGUGGAUGGCAUGGGGAGACUGGACUUAUGGAAUCUCAAUAAUGACACAGAGGUACCAGCUGCCAGCAUUUCUGUGGAGGGCAAUCCAGCUCUCAAUCGUGUAAGAUGGACGCAUUCUGGAAGAGAGAUCGCUGUGGGCGAUUCUGAAGGACAGAUUGUUAUUUAUGACGUGGGAGAGCAGAUUGCCGUUCCCCGAAAUGAUGAAUGGGCACGGUUUGGCCGAACACUUGCAGAAAUUAAUGCAAACCGAGCAGAUGCAGAGGAAGAAGGAACAGUUUUAGAAAAAGAUCCUUACCAGGAUGAAGUCCUCCAGUCUUUUGCGGCAACAUGGAUGAGCUUGGAGGACAUCACGGUAAGCGAAAUAAGUCAGGCACAGACAGGCAAGUUCUACACGUUCUCCCCCAUGAAAGCUAAAAUGCUGACCUCGUAG
This is a messenger RNA of Octodon degus (degu), 2187 nucleotides long. RefSeq names its product dynein cytoplasmic 1 intermediate chain 2 (gene Dync1i2). Gene Ontology annotation, biological process: transport along microtubule. Gene Ontology annotation, cellular component: cytoplasmic dynein complex. Gene Ontology annotation, molecular function: dynein light chain binding; dynein heavy chain binding. The transcript is spliced from 22 exons. The record is from RefSeq and is a predicted model, not a curated record. The coding region runs from base 337 to 2187 and encodes 616 amino acids. NCBI's taxonomy places the organism in Eukaryota, Metazoa, Chordata, Mammalia, Rodentia, Octodontidae.